AGGAAUGCCGUGGACUUUAGAUCUAAUAAAAAAAAUAGAUAUGCUCGUUAUAAUAUUGGGGAGAUCCUGGUUAUUGGUGGCUGGAAUGAGAUAUGCGCAACUUGAUGGAGAUCGAAUUUGGGGCACCGGGAAUCGAAAGCGAUCUCAUUUUCGUCGCGGAUAACAACACCAUUAGAUGCCUCAUCGGAAAGUUAGGAUGUCAAGUUAGAACUUUCUAGAUAUUCCUUGGCCUACUGGACAAAGUAAAGGGCCUGGCUUGAGGGAAAGUGAAUCAUAUUGUCUCAACUGACGAACAAGAAAAUUUCCCGAAUGUUUCUAACAUGGUUGACCCUUGGUGAGACGGGACAAUUGGAAGUAUCGGCCGUAGGCUCUCUCAAAAGCCUCAAAAGUGCUCCGAGACUUAAGCGAGUUAGUGAGGCUUUCACCUACAUUUAGCUUGUAAGUAUGUAAUUAAUACACGUUAUAGUCACUCGGAAGUCGGCCGUGCUAUGAUGUGUGUUAGGAUGGUUGUUACUGCUGUUAUCCCCAGUAUACUGUGCGAGUGGGUCGAAAUUCUUUUGGCCUUGCUAACCAUCCUCUCAAGACGGUGGCAUCUUGUGUCGUCUCGGAGAUUAGGGUCGAAUAGUAAAAUAAAAAGAGUAAGAUAUCAAGUAUUUGUGACGGUAUGGUCGAGUUCAAUUACAAAUUGCCUACAAUAUCUUGCGGUGACGUGAUCUAUCGGAUUGAGAAGCAUAACGAAAGAAAGCAUUGCAUUAGCACACCAUGGUGACGUCUGAGGUUACAAUGCAUUAUGAUAUUGAGGCUGAUACAGACGGUAUUUCCGGUGGUUAUUCAAUGUGAGUAUCGCGUUGAUGAUUCUGUUCGACAUAUUAGACGUAAUUCAUCGCGUUCACCGAGAGGUCUCCGAUUUGUUAUUCGGGCUGUGUAUAUGCCUUGGUAUGGGGUAUGGGUUACUG
Hypoxylon trugodes is the source of this 956-nucleotide messenger RNA. RefSeq lists its product as uncharacterized. The annotation marks the transcript as partial. The record is from RefSeq and is a predicted model, not a curated record. The transcript has 2 exons. NCBI's taxonomy places the organism in Eukaryota, Fungi, Ascomycota, Sordariomycetes, Xylariales, Hypoxylaceae.